This is a messenger RNA of Aspergillus steynii IBT 23096, 739 nucleotides long. RefSeq lists its product as uncharacterized. Bases 172 to 564 code for a protein of 130 amino acids. The record is from RefSeq and is a predicted model, not a curated record. The transcript has 2 exons. Lineage: Eukaryota; Fungi; Ascomycota; Eurotiomycetes; Eurotiales; Aspergillaceae.
GAAUGAAUCGCAUCGAAUCUUGGAUCUUUCACUUUCAGUCUCCUCCGUACCUAGUCCGGGCUCAUUCGUAGGUUCGAGAAUGAGACAAACAGCGCGAUCAGGGAGGUUGCAAUGAGUCGGUGUCCACUCUCCCACGUACGUAGUAUCAGCUCACCGUAGUUUACUUACUCCAUGGGUCCUCCGCUCCUGCUACUACGUACUGCUUCACUACUGCUACGGAGCAUGAAGCGGAAACGGACCACGGAGAUCCCCUCCCCGCUCGUGCGCCCUCGAAUCUUGAUACCUGCUGUGGCUAGCAUCUUAAUUCAUAAGCCGCAUCUGCAGCUUAGGUCUGCGUACUCCGUCGGCACUGCGCAGGUCAAUACGAUACCCAGGCCAGUUCCACCUGUCAGAUUCAAUCAAGCCACCGAAAGGGACAAAAAAAAAAGUCCCCCAUCCUUACGUAAGAGGCUGAUUCGCGGUCGAUCCUUACGGACAUCCCCUAAAACGGAAUAUGUAGAUCAUUUCGGUUGGCGUGCAGCUGUCGACUUGUCUGGGGCGAGAGGCUCUUUGUGGUGUACUUAGUCGGUGUCGUUAUCUGUCGGUUUCUAUAGUUCUACUGGUCGAGGUAUAAACUGCCGCGGAGGCCGGAGAAGUGCGGACGUAUGCAUCAGUAGUACGCAGCGACGCGGUCUAGGACUCUGUACUCCGACCGUGGUGAGUCAAAUUAAAAUUAAGUAGUAACUAGGCGACUGGGAUC